Raphanus sativus (radish) is the source of this 1624-nucleotide messenger RNA. Its product is annotated as IAA-amino acid hydrolase ILR1-like 2. The transcript is spliced from 5 exons. Bases 149 to 1477 code for a protein of 442 amino acids. The record is from RefSeq and is a predicted model, not a curated record. Gene Ontology annotation, molecular function: IAA-Ala conjugate hydrolase activity. NCBI's taxonomy places the organism in Eukaryota, Viridiplantae, Streptophyta, Magnoliopsida, Brassicales, Brassicaceae. Gene Ontology annotation, biological process: auxin metabolic process. Gene Ontology annotation, cellular component: endoplasmic reticulum.
GAUAGCACAACAACCCAAUAUUUUAAUUAGUCCAAUCAAUAACAAACAUUUUUUAUAUGUAAAUAAUAUCACGACUUCGUCACAGUCUCGUACUCUCUCAUCUUCAUCAGUCAAUCAACAUUCACAAACUUCUCGGCUUGUUUCUCCCAUGGCUAUCAACAACUUUUUGCUCUUCACUCUGACUUUCCAUCUUCUCCUUCUACUCCACGUUUCAUCUGAAUCUUCACGGAUCACCGGCGAUGCGUCUCGAACGCCCAAGAAGUUCCUCGAGCUCGCCAAGAGUCCGGAUGUUUUCGAUUUGAUGGUGAGAAUCAGAAGGAAACUCCACGAGAAUCCGGAGCUCGGUUUCGAGGAGUUCGAGACAAGUAAACUCAUUAGGUCGGAGCUAGACCUGAUGGGAGUCAAGUACAGGUAUCCAGUCGCUAUCACCGGCGUUGUUGGUUAUAUCGGCACGGGAGAAGCGCCGUUCGUUGCGCUGAGAGCUGAUAUGGAUGCGUUACCUAUGCAGGAAGGUGUUGAAUGGGAGCACAAGAGCAAAGUUCCUGGUAAAAUGCACGCCUGCGGACACGAUGGUCACGUCGCUAUGCUUCUUGGUGCUGCCAAGAUGCUUCAAGAACAUCGCCACAAUUUGCAGGGAACUGUGGUGCUUAUCUUCCAGCCAGCUGAAGAAGUUUUCGCCGGAGCAAAGAAGAUGAUAGAAGAAGGAGCGUUGAAGCAUGUCGAAGCCAUUUUCGGUGUUCAUCUUACCAACCAGGUUCCCUUGGGCAAAACCUCUUCACGUGCAGGUUCCUUGCUAGCGGGAUCUGGAUUCUUCGAGGCUGUAAUAACUGGCAAAGGAGGUCAUGCUGCCAUCCCACAACACACCAUAGACCCGAUUAUUGCAGCUUCAAGCGUCGUCCUAAGUCUUCAACAUGUUGUUUCACGUGAAACUGACCCUUUGGAUUCAAAGGUGGUUACAGUUUCUAAGGUUAAUGGAGGUAAUGCCUUCAAUGUCAUCCCUGAUUCAAUCACAAUAGGAGGAACUCUCCGAGCCUUUAGCGGUUAUUCUAAGCUUCAAGAAAGAGUCAAAGAGGUUAUUACAAACCAAGCAACAGUUAACCGGUGCAAUGCAUCAGUGAAUCUAACACCGGAAGGUAAAGAACCAGUCCCACCAACAGUGAACGAUAUGAACUUACACAAGCAGUUCAAGAACAUGGUCAGAGAUUUGCUGGGCGAAGAGUCCUUUGUGGAAGCACCGCCUAUAAUGGGAGGAGAAGACUUCUCCUACUUUGCAGAAGCAAUACCUGGCCAUUUCUCUUUCAUUGGGAUGCAAGAUGAGACAAAAAGUUAUGCAUCUCCUCACUCAUCGCUUUAUAGAGUUAAUGAAGAUGCGCUUCCGUACGGUGCUGCAAUGCAUGCAUCGAUGGCAGUACAGUACCUCAAUGACAAGGCCUCUAAAGAGUCCUACUCAUCCAAAGGCUUUCAUGACGAACUUUGAAACAACACCGUCUGGUUUUAUUACAACUUGUAAUCAUUGGUUAUUAAGUUAUUACUGGUUCAUAGUGAAUUGGAUAUAUUAUAUAUCCAACUAUAAAAGACCCUUGCAAGGUUCUUUGUUUUAGAAUAUAAAGACAAUGUUAAACCA